Ananas comosus (pineapple) is the source of this 3054-nucleotide messenger RNA. RefSeq lists its product as uncharacterized. The record is from RefSeq and is a predicted model, not a curated record. Bases 281 to 2704 code for a protein of 807 amino acids. The transcript is spliced from 5 exons. NCBI's taxonomy places the organism in Eukaryota, Viridiplantae, Streptophyta, Magnoliopsida, Poales, Bromeliaceae.
CGUAGAAAUUAGGGGUAAAAAUAAAGGCAAAGAAAGGGACCGCGCAAUGAACUCCACCCCUCGUUCAAAGCAAGUAGAACAAUUCAAUCCCCUCCACCACGAAAAAUCCCCAAAUUCUCCCUCUUCUUCGAACCCCAACCCUUAGCCUAAUCCCCAGUUUCUCCCUUUUUGUGCGAUUUUUGUAUCAUCUCGAUCGCAAAGGAUCGGAGGCUAAAGGAACUCUAAGAGGUGUUAUUGUGGAUCAGAUAUAUCUAAAAAAGACCUCUGUUUGGUGAAUAAAAUGGCAAAAGUGUUGCAGCAUCAGGACUCUAAUGCAUCAUAUUGGAAGAGCUUUCAAGGUUGUACAUGGGGCUUGCUUCAAUUCUUCGACUUCCAACAACGUUUACAUGUUCGACGGAUGCUUUCGAACAGGCGACAUGCUGAUGAAAAAUACUCUGGAGGAACAAAGCUUUCGGGGUCAUAUGUUUCUCUUACUGGCAAAGAUCAUGGCGACAUGGAUGAUGAAACAAAGUUCAAAAUGAUAAAUAAAGGCAAUUACUUAAAGGGAAAUUCUUACAAGGCUCGCAUGAGGGCUUUAAUCUCUAAAAAGAUCCACAGGAAGAAAAAAAAUAUGCUCCCUGCAGGGCCGCGACUGCUGCGUACAGUUUCCAUUCAUCAUUGGGAGUGCGAUGACUAUGUUCUCCCCAAUCAAACAGUUUCUGAUAGAAGUGCUUCUACAAUUGAUUCUACUUCAUGCAAAACUUGUUCUUCUACAUGUUGUCAACACUCUCCGCUAUUGACCAAAGAUAUACUAGUCGAUUACUCAAAAGAAAAAUCAGCAGAAGGUUUAUCGAAGCAAAAGGAAAUGGAUUCUGAAGUUGAAAUAGAUUGUGUGUUAAAAUCAAAAGAUUUUCUCGAUGCGGAGGAGGAGCUCUUAAAUACACAUGGGGAAUUCUUUCCAGAAGUUUUUGCAGAUUCAGGACUUCAUUGGGAAAAUUAUUUAGGUUUUCCUUCUCCUCUCAAAGAAAAAGGCUUAGCAAGAUCUAGCUCAUUCCCAAGAGGCAGAACAAAUCAAAGGUCGUCAAAAGCUAAACAUAAGUCCUCAACUCAAUAUACCAUGAAAAGUGAGCCGAUUUCCGAGCAUUCACCAGAUUCUCCUCAUGAAUCUAUAAUUCAGAGGGAACCUAGAACUUUUGUUGAUCACGUUAAUGACCUCAAACAGAUGAUAAAGGAUGUCUUUGAUGCAAAAAGGAAGGUGGAGCAUCGAAUCUCAAUGGAUGGGGUUUUGGAUAGAGUUCCUUAUGGCCAAAAGGUUUCUGAUGACGAGAUUAAACCAAAGCUGUUUCGAUCUACCUCAGCAAGAUCAUAUAGAGAAACUUCAAGAGAUAGGUUUGAAAUACCUGCUAAUAGGAAUCCACAUGAAAGAAUGAGUAGGUCUCGCUCUCUUGCCGAAUCUGUGGAUAAGUACUCUCACUUGCUUGCAUCUGCUUCGCACAAAGAAGGUAACAAAUUACGUGACAGAUCAAUUUCAAACAAAGAAGGUUUUUCCCAGGACCUGAGGACUCGAAAUGCUUUUCAAAGAAUUGUUUCUACUCCUGAGUAUAGGUCAUAUCAUUUAAGUAUGGAUAUGGAUGCUGACAAUGAAGUACUUCAUGAAGCUUUAUCAUUGAAUAUCUCAACCACAAGUGUUUUGGAUGAGCGACAAGCAAUAGAUGAAGAUGCUACCGAGACAGUAGAAAAUGAGAAGAACAAUACAUGGGAGGUUUUCGAUUUGACCGAAGAGAAGGUGAUUGAUGUUCCUUCUACUGAUCAGGAGACCGAAGUUCUGGAACAGGGAGUGCUAAAUUUUGAUUAUGAGAAGAAUGAUAUUUGUGAGGUUUCAGAUUCAGUAAAUGAAGGCACGAGUAGUGCUCCUUGCAAUGAGCAGGAAAUUGAAAUUAAACUGGACUCAAACUUUGAUCCGAUGAAGCCGAGCCCAACAUCUGUUCUUGAAUUGAGCCCUUCAGACGAUUCUGUUAGUCCUGUGAAAUAUAAAAUUUUGGAAGAUUCAGACGUAAAUUGUAGAAGCCUUGAUUGCAAUGAGCUGGCUUCUUCAACAAAUUCAAAACUGUCGGACUUUGAAGCACCUUCUUGGGUGGAAACUACUGAACCAACUUGUGAUACUACACAGCAAAAGAACCCUGUUUAUUUCGAAGCACUUAAGAUUGGGCUGGAUCAAAUGAACAGGACUGAGUUCCAUUAUCUAAAACGUGUUCUUGAAAAGUAUUGCUUCAGCAGUGAAGAGUCUUUUGAAACUUGGUACUCUCUCAACCAACACGAUGCAGAUAUUUCAGCAUUCAUCUCCAAUAAUAUUUCUAUUGACGAAGAGCUUUUGGUUGAUCUCAUAAACGAAGCAUCAUACCAAAUUCACGAAAAACAUUCAACUCAGAACCUUUCUUUCUCUCCUGUUGCUUUUCGUCCUAGACGGAAGCCUGCGGGGUACCAUCUCCUUAAUGAGUUGUGGGCACGAAUUAGUUCGCAUCUUGAGCCACAAGUGAAGUCUAAUUACAUGCUUGAAAGUGUCGUGGCUCAGGACUUUGCAAAAAAUGACGGAUGGUUGGACCUUCAAUUGGAUGCUGAGGGCGUGGGGGUGGAAUUGGAAGGUGUCAUAUUGGAUGAUUUAAUCAAUCAGUUAAUUCUCGAUGUUGAUGAAUUCGCCCUUUCUCAGUUGAUAUACUCCGAGUAAGUACUCUACUAAGACACAUAUACAAUACACAAUUCUUUUCCACUCAAUUUUUUUGUAGUGCUCUGUAGUAUAAGCAAUGCUAUCAUUUACAUUCGUUCUGUAUAGACACCAACAAAUCAACACCUAAGGCAUUGUAGUAAUGUUGUAUAUAAGGUAAUGAAUAAAAGAGAAGAUGUAGUAGAUAGGUUGUGGUCAACCAAAGGUGUCUGUUGAGAUCUUGUGGCCCCUUUUUUCUCUGUAGUUGUUGGUGAGAUUUUUCUUAGAGGAGUUCUUGUAUAAGCAAUUAUUUUGGUGAAUAUAGUGAACUAAUAAUGUUUUGCCGCUUGAAUCCUUAAUUUGUUAUUUCUUUA